AUGCGGUUGGAUAAGCCCAUCGGCAGUUUGCUGUUGCUUUGGCCUACAUUGUGGGCGGCAUGGCUUGCUGGAAAAGGCAACCCUGAACCCCUUAUCGUACUAGUGUUGGUUAUAGGCGUUUUUGUUAUGCGUUCCGGUGGUUGCGUGAUUAAUGAUUUUGCGGAUCGAGAUUUUGACCCGCAUGUCGAACGUACGCGCAGACGUCCACUUGCUACUGGUGAGGUAUCGGUACGUGAAGCAUUAAUUCUGUUCGUAUGUUUGUGUCUGCUGGGUUUCAUACUGGUAUUGUUCCUAAACAGCCUUGCGCUGAUUCUGGCGAUUAUCGGGGUGAUCCUUGCAGCAUCGUAUCCGUUCUUGAAACGAGUGACGAGCCUGCCCCAGUUUUACUUGGGCAUCGCAUUUGGUUGGGGUAUACCGAUUGCGUUCGCAGCGCAUCAAGAUACGGUUCCGAUGAUAGGUUGGAUUCUGCUGCUUGCCAACAUCGCGUGGGCGGGAGCCUACGACACCUUUUAUGCCAUGGUUGAUCGCGAGGAUGAUGUGCGCAUCGGAGUAAAAUCGUUGGCGGUGCUUUCCGGCACCUUCGAUCGGAUUGUGAUUGGCGUUUGCCAGGCGAUUACGCUACUGCUCCUUUGCCUUGUCGGCUUUAUGGAAAAUUUGAACGGAUACUAUUUUCUUGGCCUGUUCGGGGCUUUAGUGGUGGCUGUGUGGCAUCAAUAUUCGUGCAGAAGUGACGAUCGGGAUCAGUUCUUUGCUGCUUUCCUUGGAAACAGUUGGUUCGGCGCUAUGGUAUUCGGUGGAAUCGUACUAGCCUAUCUAUAA
Molecule: messenger RNA, 819 nt
Organism: Geodia barretti
Lineage: Eukaryota; Metazoa; Porifera; Demospongiae; Tetractinellida; Geodiidae
Source: the annotation of a GenBank genome assembly